Molecule: messenger RNA, 1792 nt
Organism: Capsella rubella
Lineage: Eukaryota; Viridiplantae; Streptophyta; Magnoliopsida; Brassicales; Brassicaceae
Product: ABSCISIC ACID-INSENSITIVE 5-like protein 2
Exons: 3
Coding region: 733-1638 (301 amino acids)
Biological process (GO): positive regulation of DNA-templated transcription
Cellular component (GO): nucleus
Molecular function (GO): DNA-binding transcription factor activity
Source: RefSeq, a predicted model, not a curated record
GGCUUGAGGAGGGAGUGGGCAAACAUUGGCACAGUAUCGAGAGUGUCACUUUCUCAAUCAAAAGGUUUUCUCUCUCUUCUCCUUUUUCUCAACUCUCCUGCGCGAAAACAAAACGAGAAAUAAGAAAGAGAGAGAGAGAGAGACACAGACACACACACACAGACACAACAAGAGUUUAGGUUUGCUAUGUAAAUCUCUCUCUAUCUCUGCACUUAUUUCAUAGUUUCAUUUCUCUUUCGAGAAACAAAAACCCAAAGUUGCCUUUGUUCUAGAUCUGGUCCUUUUUUCAUUAAGCUCCACUUUUCUCAAAGAUUGAUGCUUUUUUUUUUUUCCUGUGUCUUCAAAAAAAUCUCUUCUUUGCAAGCGUUUUGAUUCUCCCCUUGUGUUGAGAUUUCCAUGUUUAGUAUCUGCAUUUGAUCGCCUUCGAUGCUGCAUGCAAUUCCCAAGACUCUUUCAGAUUGCUACAACGCUGUGAUUUCGUCUUCUUCUCGGCCAUCUCUCUCUCCGAUUUGAUAUCUGAGUUUUGUUGUUUUGGUCUCUCUGCUGCAUGUUUCGCCACUCGGCCUUAGAAAAAAAGGUUACUUUCGCCUCCGAUUUAGGCUUCGAUUUCAUGAAUUCUUCGUGGUGUACGACAUUUCUGGGUUGUUGAGAUUAGGGUUUUUGAUUUGUGGGCUCAGAACUGUUUUCGUUUUUAUCUAUCUGUGCUGGUUUUUUCCACUACAAAAAAUACUUAUGGAUUCCCAAAGGGGUAUUGUUGAAGAAGCCAAGUCUCAGUCCUUGAAUAGGCAAGGCUCUCUUUACAGCUUAACACUUGAUGAGGUUCAAAACCACUUGGGGAGUUCUGGUAAAGCACUGGGAAGUAUGAACCUUGAUGAGCUACUUAAGAGUGUAUGCUCUGUUGAAGCUAAUCAGCCAUCGUCCAUGGCUAUGAAUGGUGCAGCUACUGCUCAGGAAGGGCUUUCUCGGCAGGGGAGUCUGACUUUGCCACGGGAUCUUAGCAAAAAGACUGUUGAUGAGGUCUGGAAAGACAUUCAGCAGAACAAGAAUGGAGGUACUGCUCAUGAGAGGAGGGAUAAGCAGCCUACACUCGGUGAAAUGACGCUUGAAGACUUGUUGUUGAAAGCAGGAGUAGUGACUGAGACAAUCCCUGGUUCGAACCAUGAUGCUCCUGGUGGUCCUGCCGGCGGUGGUGGUAGUGCUGGUUCAGGUGCUGGUUUAGGGCAAAACAUUAGUCCUGUUGGUCCAUGGGUUCAAUAUCAUCAGCUCCCAUCAAUGCCACAGCCUCAAGCAUUUAUGCCCUAUCCGGUUUCAGAUAUGCAAACAAUGGUGUCUCAGUCUUCUAUGAUGGGUGGUUUGUCAGAUACACAAACUCCAGGAAGGAAGAGGGUAGCUUCAGGAGAAGUUGUAGAGAAGACUGUAGAGAGGAGGCAGAAGAGAAUGAUUAAAAACAGAGAGUCUGCUGCUCGUUCCCGAGCUAGGAAACAGGCUUACACUCAUGAGCUAGAGAUCAAAGUUUCACGGUUAGAAGAAGAAAACGAAAGACUCAGGAGACAAAAGGAGGUGGAGAAGAUUCUCCCAAGUGCACCACCGCCCGAUCCCAAGCGGCAGCUCCGACGAACAAGUUCAGCUCCUUUCUGAUCUCUAAACUCUUUUCUUUUUUUGUCUUGUGUCGGUUCCCUUAUAAAAAAAAGAGAGGAAAACAGCUUUGUUUCUUUGUACAUUCCGUAGACUUUCUUGACUUGGAGCAAUUCUGUUAACUUUCUUUUAAAUAUUAUCUCGAGAUAUUUUAGUA